Apis dorsata (giant honeybee) is the source of this 680-nucleotide messenger RNA. RefSeq lists its product as uncharacterized. The record is from RefSeq and is a predicted model, not a curated record. Lineage: Eukaryota; Metazoa; Arthropoda; Insecta; Hymenoptera; Apidae. Bases 16 to 438 code for a protein of 140 amino acids. The transcript is spliced from 2 exons.
AUCUUGUCGGAAAAAAUGGGGGAAAAAAAAAAAAAAAAAACUCCAACUCGAAGAUGGAUGAAAAUAAUCGCGAUGCUGGCUGAACGAUGCUUGCACGGGCUCACGCGUGAUAUUAUUAUUACUACUACUACUACUACUACUACUAUUAUUAUUAAUAUUGCUGCUAAUGCUGCUACUACUAUUACUAUUAUUAUGAUUACGACGAUGAUAAUGAUUAUUAUUAUUACUAUUACUACUACCACUACCACUAUUACUAUUACUAUCACUAUCACUAUUACUAUUACUAUUACUAUUGCUAUUGCUACGAUUACUAUUACUAUUUCUAUUGCUACGUCUAUUAUUACUAUUAUUAUCACUACUAUUUCUUCUACCACUAUUACUAUUAGAGUGUCUACUGUAGAUGUACGCAUAUAUCCACAUGUACCAAAGAACAGUUGAACAUAUUUGUACAUCUGAUAUUUACAUGGACACGUGCAUGUUUAAAAAGCGUAAUAGAUCUUGAAUGUAUUUUUGGCGCGGAAACACGGAGCCACGAUCGUAAUGAGAAGCACAGUAAGAUUGUUGAAAUAAACUUAAAUAGACUCUCGUUACGAGUUGGCUUCGAUAUCGUGUUAUUGUAUCACGAUCUCGAGUCAGAAACGUAAUCGCGAAUCAAUUCAAAAAUGUCAGAGAAAACGAUA